This is a messenger RNA of Durusdinium trenchii, 2971 nucleotides long. Lineage: Eukaryota; Dinophyceae; Suessiales; Symbiodiniaceae. The record is from the annotation of a GenBank genome assembly.
UGAUGAUACUCGAUGUCAAUUUAGUUGACCUGAACUGUUCUAGUGCCCAGGGUAAGCUGCACUGAGAAGUUGUAUCUUCACCAACCUGAGAAGUUAUGAGUCCCCAGGGUCGUGGCAUUACCUGCUGUUUCUGAAAUACUCCGUGGCAUUCCUGGCCCCAAAUCUCGGUUCCCUCGCUGGCACUCCCUGCUCAUGUCAUCUAUCCUUAGCUUUCUAUCCCUUCCACUUCAACCAGAUGGGCUUGAGAUCAUCGCAGGAAUUGCACUCACGUGGUAUUGUUCAGCUUGGGCAAGACACCUUCGAUGACGCCCGGGUUCGCGGUCUCUUUUCCAGUGAGCGCUAUGCGGAAGCAAGGGAUCUGAGUUUGGAGCUCUUGGCACGAAAAGAACGCCUUGGAAGGGCGCACCCUUCUUGGCAGCAAAGUGCUGAAACCUUGCUGGAGAUCUAUUAUGUCACAGGGGAAUAUGAGAAAGCGGCCCGGCUUUUGACAGAAGCCUUACGCUUUGCAGAUGAGACGAGUCAGGUCUACUUCACCCGCUUGAGUAAGCUGGCAGGACUUUACGAAAAGAUGGGGGCCUAUGAGGCGGCAGAGCCUCUUUAUCUGCAAGUGUUGAGCUUGCGCAAAAGUGCCUUGGGUGAAGAGCACCCUGAUGUGAUGAGCAGUUUGUCGUACCUGGCAGCAUUGUAUCGAAAGUUGGGUGCCUUCGAAAAGGCCGAGAAGCAUCUCGAGGCGGCCAAAGUGAUUCUGGACCGUUGCCGGUCCGCAGCAUCAGCCCAUGGUCGAAAGCCUGACUAUGAGAACUGGUUGGUGUCCAUGGGCAUGCUGCAGCAUGCCAUGAGAAAAUACGAAGUGGCAGAGCCACUCUUGAAGGAGGCUUUGCUCCAUCAGGAGCCUCGACAACACCUGGGGGAGCGACCCAAGCGCUUCUAUGCUACCACGGUAUCUUUGUACGCAAGCACCUGCAGCGCGCUGGGAAGGCACCAGCAGGCAGAGCAAUAUUUUCAGUUGGCCUUGGAUUUGCGGAGGGCUAUGUUGGGUGAGCAUCCACAUGUUGCUGCCUCUCUGCAUGAUCUUGGUCUCCACCGAAUGUCCUCUGGCGAUCUCGAUGGAGCACAGCAGGCUUUCUCAGAAUCAGCUCAAAUUCGGAAGCAAACCUUAGGACCUUGCCAUCCACUCUAUGCUGAGUCCUUAGCUGCCUUGGCCGAAUGUUUUUGCUUCCAAGCGUAUCGUAGCAGUGACUUUGCUGGAUACGAAAAAGCCUUGGAGCUGCUUGUCCAGGUGGGCCAUAUUCGACUGAAGACGAUCUCCAAGAUCCUGUCGACGCUGUCAGAUUCAAGACGGUUUGCAUACUUGCGGACCAUCGAGAGCAGCUUGCAUUUGAUCAUGUCCUUGGCUCUGGGUCCUUUGCUGGAGCUUGCGAGUGCCCGAAAAGCUGCACUGGAGGCGGUGCUCAGAUGGAAGGGAAUUACGUUUGAUGCUCAGAUCGCCGAAGGGGAAGACACAGAGCUCGCCAUGAUGCGCAAUAAGCUUGCCCGCCUCAUUUUGGAUGCUGCCAAGCCUGAGCAGGUUGAAGAGUGCGAACUUGAGAUUGAGAGGUUGGAAGCCUCCGUAAGCCGUUCAAUGGAUCUGCAAAGGAGGCUAGAGUCUGCGACUGUGGAGACUCUUUUGAAGGUCAUGCCGAAGUCUUGCCAACUGCUGGAAUUCCUGGUGUUUUCCAAAACCGACUUCUCUCAGACCAACGCGCCUAAGGAGGAGUGCUAUGCUGCCCUACGCCCGUAUACCAGUACAGAGGUCGAUUUGUGGGACUGUGGUAAAGCAGAAGUCAUGAACCAGAAGAUCUCAAAAUUUCGGAUCUUGGUGCAGAGGCGUUUUUUGCCCAAUACCACAGGCCGCAGGGCAGAUUUUGAUCGAAUCGGGUGCGAGCUGUUUGAUUUGUUGUUGAGGCCAGUGCAAGGAAGAAGUCUGAAACAUUUGUUCAUUGCAGCCGACGGGGAGUUGUCGUGUGUGCCAUUUGCAGCCUUGCCCUUGAAAGAGGGCGGAUUUCUUGCUGAUUUGCCAUGGACAACAAGUUUCCUGCUGAGUGGUCGCGAUUUGCUUGGAACUGACAUGUCAGCCACAAGCCAAGAACCUGUGGUUGUAGCAGAUCCUCAUUUUGCUUGGAAAGGCGCUGAAGAAGGAGAUCCAGCCCUGCUGUACUCAGACUGGGAUCGAAAUCUGCAUUUUUGUGCCUUGGAAGGGACACGACACGAGGGGAUCUUCGCCCACGACCUGCUGGGUGGGACCCUUCUCCUUGGCGAAGCGGCGACGGUCAAGAGAUUCAAGAACAUUGAGUCGCCGCGUGUCUUGCAUGUCGCCACACAUGGUUUCUUCUUGCAAGAUCAACCAGGUUCAACACGCUUGGAAGCAGUGCUCUCUCAGACUGAGAAUCCGUAUUUGCGAUCGGGUUUGGCCUUGGCAGGGGCCCAGGCGUGGCAGGAGGGAUUUCCUUUGGCAGAUUCUGGCGUGAUCACUGCACAGGAAAUCCGUGGAAUGCGGCUCCAAGGCACCAAACUCGCGGUGCUCUCUGCCUGUGACACUGGGCGGGGUGAGAUCAGGCGAGGCCAAGGUGUUUUGGGCCUGGCAAGGGCCUUUUUGAUAGCAGGGGCCAGAGCGGUCGUCAUGAGCUUGUGGCAAGUGAACGAUGAGAGCACAGGCAUCUUCAUGCGAUCUUUUCACGGCCACAUCAAAGAGGGCCUAGCGCCCAUCGAUGCCCUUCGAGCAGCCCAGCAUGACCUGCGAAUGCCAGGGGACACCACCGGGCUCAGGGGCCUUAAAGCACCAGCCGCAUGGGCGGCCUUCACAUUACAAGGCUGGCCAUUCUGAAGGCGAACCUUGAAGCAUCUAUAGCCAGAUGAGAAAAAGUGGAGCCUUCCAGAAGAAGCGGUGCCGGGGAAUGGCCAUUCUGGGCCAGCUUUGGGCACCGGACUUGCC